AUGCUUGGAUCGACUUCGCCAACGGCGCAGGGCCCGCCGGCAUUCCUCACAUCUGAAGUCGGCGAUAACGCAACACUGGACGGCCCGCAACAACAGGAACAUCUGGAAGGGGAACUGAGAGGGGAAGAACCCCCAGCUGCAGCUGAUGCAGUAGACGAAGUGAGAAAGGAGAGAGAGGACGCGACUGAUAAAAAUGCAUACAGUGAGGAAGGGGAGGGAGAUACGGGGGCUGAGGAGCCACCGCCCUCGGCGAUGAAAGGAAAGAGCGGACGUGAGCGUAGCACGGAUCUCAAGCCGCGCUUCAACCCCGAGGUGACAGUGAUGGAGACGUCCAACUACGCACUCGUUAUGCAGGGCGAGGAGGGUGACGACGAGGCCGCGGAACUCGCCGUCUUCGACCGCCUCUACGACGAGGCAAAGAAGAGAGCCGGGCGUGCAAAGGUGGAGACACCCGGCGUGACGGACAACGCCGAUGCAGAAGCAGCAGCAAAGGAGGCGGAGGAGUGCACCUUUCGGCCUGCCUUGUCGGACGCGGCAAAGGAGCUGGGUCGCUACGCGACGUGGGGGGAUUUCCUUGCGACCCAAGAGGAGCGCCGCAAGACAAGCGCAAUGCACUUUGAGAAGAAGAAGGAGAAGCUGCUUAGCGAUGAGAUCCUGCCGCUCUUCGAUGAUAUGCCGCGGAAGCACAGCCUCCGCAUUAUCGCCCACCUAGAGAAGGAGCGCAACUACAAGGGGCCGAUCAAGGGCUGGCGGGCGCGGUUUCGCGCGUACAUGCAGCGACUGCAGGAGCAAGACGUUGCAGCGGCACCCAACCAGCCGAGGGCGCACGCUGACACGCCGUCAGUGCACUCCGGCAUUGUCCGCGACGACGCGGUGUUUGACCGGCUCUACGAAGAGGCGACCGUGCGGGAGGCGGCGCAGCGCGUGUUGCUCCUGACGCAGCUGGAGAAGGAGGCACGGGAGCUGUACCAUCCGGUGACGAAUGAGUCGGAGUACUGGAGUAGGCUCGGCGGCAACAAUAACAGCACCGUCAGCAGCUGCUCCUGCAGCAACAUCUCCACCCUUAGCAGCCGCACCAGUACCGUCUUUGACGAGCUGUACGCGAUGAGCGCGGAGUACCGCCGUCGCCGCGAGCUCCGCGCCGCUGCAGCAGCAGGCAGCGAGGAGGUGUUUCCGUUCCGGCCGGUGACGAACCCACAGAGCAGCAGAAUCAUCAUGAAGCGCGCAAUCUCCCGCGCCAAGGGGGAGGUCCCGGAACGCAGCAGGAAGCCGCCUGCGGUAGAUGAAGCGGUGGAGUCGCCCAACAGGAAGAAAAACGCACGGUUCAACACCGACAUCUUCUGCUCGCGCCUGCAGCGCAAGGAACUGGAGCGGCUGGAACGCCUGGCCGCGCUGCGGCGCCAGACGUGGAUGGAAGAGGCAGUAGAGUGCACGUUCCGCCCCGCCAUCUCGCGCCACAGCAACGCGAUAGCUGUACAGAAGGGAUACGGGCAGAUUACCUUCGUGCCGACGUUGAACGCACCGCCGAGGGACGCACGCACACAUACAGCCGACGGCGCUGAUGCUGACGCCAGCACACAAGGCGUCUCGCAGCUGCGGCAACCACAAGGCCAGACCCCACUGCUUCCGCAACGCAAUCGCGGCGCCAGCAGCCGCAGCAGCAGCCUCAACAAAGUGCCAAAAACGUUUGACUCAGGGGCGUCGAGUGGCGAUUGCAUCGCCGCGCUGUCGUCGGAGAUUCAAGGCGUCCUCUCCGCGUGGUCGCACGCGGUGGAGGAGGCGCGUGCCGAGCCCUGA
Trypanosoma grayi is the source of this 1797-nucleotide messenger RNA. RefSeq lists its product as hypothetical. The record is from RefSeq and is a predicted model, not a curated record. Lineage: Eukaryota; Euglenozoa; Kinetoplastea; Trypanosomatida; Trypanosomatidae. Bases 1 to 1797 code for a protein of 598 amino acids. The transcript has a single exon.